AUGCCUCAAUCGGGAAUUGUCAAGUAUCACGUUAAGCUAUCAUUUGAAGUCGAUGGUCUAGUAGAACGGACCGACAUGAUAGGUGCCAUAUUCGGCCAGACCGAGGGGCUCUUCGGACCAGAGAAUGACCUAAACGAGCUGCAGCGCGUCUCCAAAGUGGGCAGAAUAGAGGUCAUCCUCUCUACCACGGCGAGCACCACCUCAGGCGACAUACUCAUUCCCAUGAGCACCAACAUCGACACCUGUUCGCUGAUAGCGGCGUCCAUAGAGAGCAUCGACAAGGUCGGGCCCUUUAACUGCAAGUUCAAGAUGGAGACCAUCGACGACAUAAGGGCAAAGAAGAAGGACGAGAUCGCAAAGCGAGCAAAGGAGAUCAAGCAGCAGUGGAAGACCCGGGCAGUCAGCGAAGGCGACACGGUACUCAAGGAUGUCCACGAGGGACGCACGGGCAAGAUCGAUUCGUACGGGCCAUCAAAGCUGUCCUGCGGAUCCGGCAUCAAGACCUCGGACUGGAUAAUUCUGGUCGAGGGAAGGGCCGACGUGAUCAACCUCCUUCGGGCAGGCUACGACAACACGCUUGCAAUCGAGGGAGCGCGAAUCGACGAGUCCAUAAAGGAGAUAUGCUCGGCCAAGGCGACAGUGGUUGCGUUUCUAGACGGCGACAGGUCCGGCGGGUUCAUCCUUCGGGAGCUGAAAUCCAUGGUGCCCAUAGACUAUGAGCUGCGGGCGGAUCCGGGAAUCGAGGUCGAAGAGCUCACACCGCAGAGAAUCUCAGAGAUUCUGGAACCGGUGGCAAAGGAGAUCAAGGAAGGCAGCAAGCCCCCGUCGUUGAAGAACAAGAAGGACAAACCGCUUGCAGACGCAAUCGGGAAGAUAUAUCCUGACCUCAACGAGACCCUGGAAGCAGUCGCGCUAGACGACAAGCAGGCCGAGAUCUUCAGGGUGCCGAUCAGCGAGCUUGUGAACAAGAUGGCCGGACAGUCGGGCAUCAAGUACCUGAUACUGGACGGCAUCAUAACGCCAAGACUCCUGGAGAGCGCCAAGAAGACCGGAGUCGAGUACCUGGUGGGACACCGGCUCUCAAGGCUCUCAAACAAGGGCGGCAUCAACCUGAAGACAUUCGCGGAUCUCGAGCACAACUUUGUUCCGGUCACCACCUCGUCCCUCGGAAGGAACGUCGGCAGGUCCCAGCAGUCCGCAUCAAAGCACCUAGUGGAUCUUGAGAAAUACGGCUUUAUCCAGCGCAUAAAGAGCGGCAGGGGCAUCUCGGUCAGGAUCACGCCCGAGGGGUACUCGCAGCUGCUCAAGAUAUCGGGCACGCUGCAGGCGAGCCUGGCGGCCUCGCCCUCCAGGAUCGAGCUCCAGGGCCUGCUGGUCUCAGGCAUGAGCGAGGGAGCCUACUAUAUGUCGCUCAAGGGGUACUCCAGGCAGUUCGUAAAGAGGAUCGGCUACGUCCCGUUUCCGGGAACGCUCAACGUAAGGCUGGAGGAGAGGGAGUUUGUCGAGUCAAGCCGGCAGUUUGACGCCCUGGACGGCAUCAUGAUCGACGGGUUCCAUGACGGGGUGAGGGCCUACGGGUGGGUAAAGUGCUUUCCGGGAACCGUCAACGGCACGAUACCGUGCCACCUCAUCCGCCUGGAGAGGACGCACCACGAGCCGUCCAUCGUCGAGAUCAUCGCAAGGGAGAGCAUCCGGGAGGCAGCAGGACUCAAGGACGGCUCCGAGGUCGCCAUCUCCGUGCAGGUGGGCUGA
Messenger RNA from Geodia barretti, 1752 nucleotides. Lineage: Eukaryota; Metazoa; Porifera; Demospongiae; Tetractinellida; Geodiidae. The record is from the annotation of a GenBank genome assembly.